AUGAAAACUGCAUCACAAAGAUUAGCAUCAAUAACAAUAUUUCAUACUGGGAAGGUGAAUGUGUAUGAUGAUAUCCCAGCUGAUAAGGCACGUGCCUUAUUGCAGCUUGCUGCAAGCCCUCUUCAGUUUCCUCAUGAAGAUCCAGUUGAUGGAAACAUGUUGCAACAACCUCCAAACAUCAAUCUGCCAAUCUUGCAAAUAGUGAAAUCGACUGAUAACUAUCGAUUGAACAAAGAGGAAAGCAACAUAUCGCGUGAAGAAAUCUCUGGGCUUAGAAAUGGCAUGCUACUUAGGUUUGAAAGACCUUCUGUCUCUACAAACUCACCUAUGCGUUCUUCGAUGAUGACAAAAGACGAAUAUACCCAUGUUUGUCUUCAGCUGAUUUCAAUCCGACGUAUUGGAAUCACACCUGCUUUCUUGGUUCCAUUGAAUGAUCUCCCUGAUGCUGACAUCAUCGCCCUCAGUGACAGACCUUGUCUCCAUUUGUUGGAAAUGGUGCAUAGAAAGAGGCUGAAUGUGCAGAAAUUUCACCUUGGAGGGACACCAAGGAAGGUUUUAUAUCAUUCUGAAAGCAAAUUGUUGUUGGUUUUGAGGACAUAUUUGAGUGAUGAUUCGUGGUCAUCUAAUAUCUAUUGUGUGGAUCCGUUGAGUGGUUUGAUUUCAUCAUCUUUUAAACUUGAGCCUGGAGAAACAGGGAAGUGUAUGGAGUUGUUGAAAGCUGGAAGUGAACAGGUAUUGGUGGUGGGCACUAGUCUCUCCACUGGUCCUGCCAUAAUGCCAACUGGUGAAGUUGAAAGACCGAAGCAUGAAAUUUAA
Molecule: messenger RNA, 816 nt
Organism: Lactuca saligna
Lineage: Eukaryota; Viridiplantae; Streptophyta; Magnoliopsida; Asterales; Asteraceae
Source: the annotation of a GenBank genome assembly